AAUGGCUGAUGAUAAUUUAGAUUAGAUUAUAGAUAUGCCAGAAUAAUCUGAUAUGAUUAAUGAUGCAAGAACUCAAGUUUUAAUAUGAUUAUUUAAUAUUAUUAGGCAAAAUAUGCGGUAGAACAUUUUAAGGUAGAAUCAUAGAUCUCAAAUUACAUUAAAAAAUUCUUUGAUGAAAAAUAUGGUCCAAAUUGGCAUUGUGUUGUUGGUACACUUCUUAUUAAUAUAUAUUUAAGGGAAACAUUUUAAUUCUUAUUCAUCUUAUGAAAGCAAAAGGUAUAUGUUCUUUUAUGAAGGAUAAAUGGCAAUAUUACUUUAUAAAAUGGGUUGAA
Molecule: messenger RNA, 332 nt
Organism: Paramecium pentaurelia
Lineage: Eukaryota; Ciliophora; Oligohymenophorea; Peniculida; Parameciidae
Source: the annotation of a GenBank genome assembly